AUGUUCCUCUCUAGUGUCUAUCCUUUCCUCUCCCUCCUCGGUCACUCCCUCACCAUCAACAUCCACAGCUUCAUCAUCAUCACCAUCAGCAAGCUCUUAUCAACUUGCGGCAAACUGGGUAGACAGUUUCCUGAAGAACUUGUAAAAAUCCAACCAAAGAUACAGAAACGCAAAGCAGGAUCAGAUGAUGACACAGAUGAAAUAUCUUGUGAACAAAGAGCAAGAGUUCAAGACACAUAUGGCUGUGUCAACUGGAUGCCGAAACACCUGUCACUCCCUGAGACUGAGGAGAGUCAGCUGGAAAAAAAAGAAAAAAUGAAGAUGUUUGAACAGAUGAACUAUACUUCAGAUGCUGUGAAAGAAUUAAUCAAGUCGACCUAUUUCAUGCAGCGCAGAGACAUCAAUAAUGGCACAAGCAUCCAGAAAUUAAGCCAGCAAUGGCCAUUUUUGUUUGAGGAAGUUGGUAUGGCAGCACACUUCCAGGAACUGACUGGCGAGAGUUUGAUUGAGUCCUUCCUUGCUAAUGUGGACAAAAAGGGGGCACGUCUCUUAAACUUCUUCAAACGUGCUGAUGCACAUAAACACAAACGAGUUCUGGAUGCUCUUCUCAAGCUUCAAACUGAAAGAGGUCACUCCACUGGUUGCUCAGAAGAGGUCAUACAGAUGGUGCUUCUUUUACUGGCUCAUUUUGAUGAGAAGAAAGAGCACCUGUUCCAGUUCAUUGAGAAGACCAGCCUUGCCGAGGAGGUUCAGAUGGAGAAUGUGCCACCAACACCAUGCCUCAUUGUGUGUGGGUCCUCCUGCUUUGCAGCUGAGACAUUUAUGUUGAGCAUCGACAAAGAGGUUGUCAACGACCACAUCACUUCCUUCACGUCUGCCAUUUGCCUGAUGUUUGGGAGUUACUACUGCUUCAACAUACACUACCCAGUGGAACUACGGUCUACACUGGAGUUCCUCCAACGGUGUUUCUUUUCAAUAAAUCCGGAGAAAGGCACCAAAGUUGAGUUGAAGGAAAAGAGAAAAGUGCACUCAGUCAAUCCCAGAGUCUUCACUUUGAUCUCAGACCUUGCUGACCAUGAGUGGACUUUCCAGUGAUGUUGAGAGAUGGCAUGAUAAAAGGUACACAGAUGUUAUACGUACUGCAGAUGUUGUGUUGUUAACUUGUUUUUAG
Toxotes jaculatrix (banded archerfish) is the source of this 1171-nucleotide messenger RNA. RefSeq lists its product as uncharacterized. NCBI's taxonomy places the organism in Eukaryota, Metazoa, Chordata, Actinopteri, Toxotidae. The transcript has 4 exons. The record is from RefSeq and is a predicted model, not a curated record. The coding region runs from base 1 to 1095 and encodes 364 amino acids.